GUUAAUUGCAAAACACACGCCCCUUUUCAAUGCCUUUGCGCAUGUUACUGGCACUACACUUUGCACUUCAUUCAAAUGCAUGCGGAAAACCAGAUGGAGCUGUCAGAGGGAGAGAGAUAAACGUGCGGCACCAAGCCAGGAUAGAAACGGGGCUGUAAAUACACAGAGCGGCAGGAGACUGAGUGUGGAGACUGUCGCAUUGCCCAGGAGUUGACCUUCCUCAGCUACACUGCCUUCACCUGAAAGUAGGAUCAGUGGCCCGACCGGACACCGGCCGUGGAGCGCGGGAGCCGGACAAUAGAGGCUCGAGCCUCAACUGGACAUUCACAGGCAGCGCGGGCUCGGCUGCUGGACACCCAGAGGGACAGUCUGACGAGGCUUCCGACGUGUUGUUUUAUUUUUAAUCUCUCUCUCUUCCCCCACCCCGUCCUCCCACCUUCAGUCCGACGACAACACUGGUCUUCCGAUUCCAAGGAGAAAUCCUUUAUCCCAGGAAUAAAUCUGUUGAAUCUAAGCUGUACCACCAAGGGAAUACAUGAACUUGUCAGGAACUGGCAAUCUGCUUCUCUGAAAUAGAAGUGCUGGAACUAUAUAUCACAGUCAUUUUCAUAAUGAAAAAAAGUAGAAGUGUCUUGGCAGUGACUGCGGAAGAUAAUGGUAACGAAUCCCCAGAACAUGGUCUUAGCAAAUCUUAUACUUCUUCUGGAACCACGCUUGGAGUGGAUUUACGAAGAGGGAGAAGACGAUUCUCCGGUAAUCUUCAGUUACCACCAUUGGCUUGGAGGCAGGGAGAAAGAGCAAAGACUCCAGAAAGAGACAGCAUACCAAGACCUACCACUUUGCCAUUAAGAACACCUCCACGGAUCGCUAUUACACCUGUGGACCAAGAUUGUUUUGACGUGGAGAAUGGUCCCUCUCCAGGCCGAAGUCCAUUGGAUCCUCAAGCCAGUCCUGGAUCAGGGCUUGUAUUGCACACUAAUUUUCCAAGCCAUAGUCAGCGGCGGGAAUCCUUUCUGUAUCGCUCAGACAGUGACUAUGAAUUGUCACCAAAGUCUAUGUCCAGGAAUUCAUCAAUUGCAAGUGAAAUACAUGAUGACUUGAUAGUUACACCAUUUGCACAGGUACUGGCCAGCUUGCGGAGUGUGAGGAGCAAUUUCUCGAUACUAACAAAUGUUCAUGGAGCCCCAAGCAAAAGAUCUCCAGCAACAAGUCAGCCACCCCUUACAAGAAUCAGCCUGACAGAAGAAUCCUACCAAAAGUUAGCCAUGGAGACUCUGGAAGAAUUAGAUUGGUGUUUGGAUCAACUUGAGACAAUACAGACCUACCGGUCAGUCAGCGAGAUGGCUUCGAACAAGUUCAAAAGAAUGCUGAACCGUGAGCUCACCCAUCUCUCAGAAAUGAGUCGCUCAGGCAACCAAGUAUCCGAGUUCAUUUCCAAUACCUUUUUGGACAAGCAGAAUGACGUGGAGAUGCCAUCCCCCACACAGAAAGACAGAGACAAGAAGAAAAAGCAACAGCUCAUGACACAGAUUAGCGGAGUGAAAAAACUGAUGCACAGUUCCAGCCUCACACACUCAAGCAUCCCUCGAUUUGCUGUCAAAACUGACUUGGAAGAUUGUCUUUCCAAGGAGCUGGAUGACCUGAAUAAAUGGGGACUUAACAUAUUUAAAGUGGCAGAGUUUUCAAACAAUCGGCCUCUCACCUGCAUUAUGUACACCAUCUUUCAGGAGAGGGAUCUGCUGAAGACAUUUAGGAUCCCUGUGGAUACAUUUGUGACAUACAUCAUGACACUGGAAGACCACUACCAUGGUGAUGUAGCUUACCACAAUAGUCUGCAUGCUGCUGAUGUUGCACAGUCUACGCACAUUCUUCUUUCAACGCCAGCACUAGAUGCUGUGUUCACAGACCUCGAGAUUCUUGCUGCAAUUUUUGCAGCUGCAAUUCAUGAUGUGGACCAUCCUGGUGUCUCCAAUCAAUUCUUAAUUAACACCAAUUCUGAGUUAGCACUGAUGUACAACGAUGAGUCUGUGUUAGAAAACCACCAUCUGGCUGUAGGUUUUAAACUGCUGCAAGAAGACUCCUGUGACAUUUUUCAGAAUCUCACCAAGAAACAACGGCAGAUGCUGAGGAAGAUGGUUAUUGAGAUGGUGUUAGCCACUGACAUGUCAAAGCAUAUGACCUUACUGGCAGAUCUCAAGACCAUGGUGGAAACAAAGAAAGUGACAAGUUCAGGUGUUUUACUACUUGAUAAUUACACAGAUAGAAUACAGGUUCUCCGUAAUAUGGUACACUGUGCUGAUCUGAGCAAUCCCACAAAGUCACUUGAGCUGUACAGACAGUGGACAGAUCGAAUCAUGGAUGAAUUCUUUCACCAGGGAGACAAAGAACGAGAGCGAGGCAUGGAAAUAAGCCCAAUGUGUGACAAACACACAGCAAUAGUUGAAAAAUCCCAGGUUGGAUUCAUUGAUUACAUUGCACAUCCAUUAUGGGAAACAUGGGCCGAUCUCGUUCAUCCUGAUGCACAGGAUAUUCUAGACACAUUAGAGGACAACAGGAAUUGGUAUCAGAGCAUGAUCCCCCAGAGCCCUUCCCCUUCCCCUGAUGAACAAGAGAAAGAAGGGCAGUGUUCCACUGAAAAAUUCCAAUUUGAACUCACACUAGAAGAAGAUGAGGAUUCUGAAGGAACUGAGAAAGAGGAAACAAGUCAGGGAGAAGAGGACAGUAGCUGUCAGAGUUGUGAAACAAAAAUAUUUGUUGCACUGGAGUCUGAAAACCAGGAGACUGAGAUGGAAGAAACGCAAGUAGAUCCUCUCACUGAAGACACAUCACCUGUUGAUACGUAAAUUUUCUACAGAAGUGGACAUAUGCUUAUUGUCUCACAUAUAAAUUAUCUGUAGGGGAGAAGCCUAUGAUGUGGAUUUAUAAUCCAAGGUAGACAUUUGCUGAAGAAAGCUUACCUUUAUGGUUCAGAUGAUGAACUAUCAUGACAGCAAGGUUGGAAAGACGAUGGUGGUGGAAACAUUUAGAAGUUUUGAUGUAUGGGCUUAUUGACAAGCAAUGUUUAUUUGAAACUGGCAAAAGCCGUCCGAAAGUGGGGAUGAGCAUGCAAAUGAAUGACACAACACUGAGAGAUUUUGUACUGCAAGACACUGAAACUGUAUGCCAGUCUCAACAAUAUGAAAUAGCUUUUCAUGUAGGAAAAUGUUCUCUGUUAAGUCGAUGAUGUCUUAGGACUGUGUGCCUUUUGAAAAAUGUUUUUGUCCUUCCAAAAGUAUUUUAUUUAAGUGAUCACAAUUUAUUAAAAUCCUAACAAAACUUUUCUACGUAUGAAGAAUAGUGGCAUGAACAAAUCCAUUUAUAAUUCUUUACAACAUUAAAAUAAAUGAGAAUUAAGUCUUCCGGUUCCCAUCAUAGACAGAAUGGCAAUAUCUUACAGUUAUCAGCAAAUUGUUUAUAAAGUGUAUUCUUUGGUGCAUCUUUACUUUUGAAAUUUAAAAAGGGACAAACAGUUUAAACACAUUUUAAAUGUCUCCCAACUAUUUUAGUGGUUUAGAAACAUUUUCAUUUUUAUAUCUGCCUUUUUUUAAAAAAACAUUUUUGGGAUAUUUUAAAUACCUACUUGUUACACAUUACCACAGUUCUUCAAGGACGAAAGGCAAUUAAAUUUGCUCAGUAAUGCAAGUUUGAAUAUCUGAACACAAUAUCAAGUAAUGGUCCUUGUAAAAUGUAACCAAAUGAUAAUAGUCCCAACUCAAAUGCAUCCUAUAGCUAAGAAAAUGAGUGAGAAGGUUGGAUAGUUCAAUAAGUUUGAACCUCCAGGGCAAGAGUUUGGAUCCAACUCAGAAUGAUGUGUUGAAAGACUCCAUAUUUUCUGUUGGAUCCAAAGCGGGGAAAAUUUGGGCACUCUGCUCUGGCAUGGACCCUUCGGGAAAGUUGCUCACAAAUCCAAAGAUUUGGGUCUAAAUUGAUGUUUAUUCUGAGAGGCUACCGGGAUGGUAUUGAUGGGGCAAUGGAAGGGUUCCCAAGAUUGUACAGAUGAGAGGGAGCAGUAAGCAUUCUUUGGAUCAAACAUGCAAAGUAACCAAAAAUAAUACGUCCCCAUGAUGUCAGUUAACAUUUUCUUAAAUCAUUCAUACCACAUCAUUUAGGAAUUAGGAUCUGUUUAUCAGGAGUUUUCCAGUACAUCAGGCUUGUUUAUGCCUGUUCAUAAAUCUUUAAUAAAAUCUUAAAGGUCUAAAAUGGAAUAGUGUUAUAUCUCACAUAGUUUGUUUCUUUAUUUUGAUAAUACAAAAACAUAAAUGCAAUAGAAAAGAUAGAGACAGUAUGCUGCUUCAAUAUUUAUGUUAAAUGAGAUAAAUACGGACAUCAUUAAUUGGGUUUGUGUUAUAUUGGUUUCCUUCACUUUUCUCAACAAAGGCUGGAAAUAUUCUGAAAUUUAUGUAAUGUCAGUUUCCAGGUUUUCAAAGCGGAUACGUGCUCCGAGCUCAGACUUUCUUUGUGGAAAGACACUAGUUUCAUAAGCAAUUGUAUCUCUACUGUAACAUUGUAGCUUUGAUUCUAGUUUAUUGGUUGAAAAAACAUCUCUUAAUCCCUUCAGAGUAUUUUAUUUUUGCUUUCUGCAUUAGUGAUAUAUGCUGGAAAAUUAUUAAUAUUUAUUAACUAACAAUGUUAAUAAGUUCAAACAAAUUAUUUGUGGGGUAAUUUUGAUUUAGUUAACAAAUGAAUUCUAUGACAUCACCAGGGUCAGGUAAAAGUGAAUAUUUUUUUCUCCUUUUACUCUUCAAAUUGGAAGCUUUUGAUUGGGAGGGGGUUCCAGCUCUUCACAUUUUCAUAAUUUCACCUCCUAAAAGCUGGUUUUUUUGGCACAUAUAUAUUGCCUGAUCCAUGAUAGGCCACAAAUCCCAAAUACACAGUAUUAAUAUUAGAUAUGAUCACUACAAUUAUAAAUUGUCUUUUCAAAAGGAAAUGUUUCACUGGAAAAUUGGACAAUUAGAGGGCAUUGGUAGUGCACAGCAAUGCCUUCCUCCUUUGUUUAGACUCUGAAACCAUGGCACCACCUUUCAUUGUUCCUAUUCAUGAUCUUAACAGUCACAGAAAAAACAUUGUCUACAUGCAGCUACUUCUAACCAACAAUUUUAAAACAAAGUACGGCAACAAGAGUUUGUGUUUGGAGACCUUAGCGAGCAUUUAGAUAUCUUUAGGUGUAUCAUGUAGAAUUAUGAGACUGUUCACUUGAAUGCAUUUACCCUUUAAUUUAUUUAGGUGUCUUGACAUUCUUCAUCAGCUUUGUUUUGUUGGGCAUCCUUUGUAUAGCAUUGCAAACCAUAUUCUUAGAACACAUCCUUUUUCUAUUUAGAGCCAUGUAUUUAUACCAUGUACAUACUGUAUAAUGUUUACUGUAAAUUAUUAAUUUAUACAUUAACAUUGCCUUUAAAGUGGUGGUGUUGCUGUGUAGAAGAUUUCAGGUGAAAAUCCCUUUUUUUAAUUAUUGUGUAAUAUAGAAUAACCUGAACAGUGGUGAUAAAGAGACAUAUGGAACCCAGAGGUCACAGAUAUUAACAUAAAAGUUUUUCAGUUAUCUGAAGUAAUCCACCACAGAUUCCAGUAUAAAACUAUUCAAUGUGCAACCAUGAAGAAAUGUCUGGGAUAACUGUUAAAAAGUUAAAGCUACAAAACACAAAAAAAAAAUUGCAGUCUGAUGUCAGUACCUUGUAAACUACGUUUUAAGCUUUUGGUCCAAAUUGUGUUUAAAAAUGGUUCAACAGAUUGAAACGUCUGCAUGAGUAAUGGGUUUAUAUGUCUGUUAAACAUUGCAAUGUUUCAGGUGGUGAUUUCCUUAAUGUUUUCUGAGUCUCACACAAUGUAUGGUAUAGUAUUGUAUAUUGUGUUCAGAAACCUUUUAAAAAAAUUUUUAUAUGAAGUGAUUAAACAAAAGCAUGGAUAUAUUUUAUGUUUCAAUUU
This is a messenger RNA of Pristis pectinata (smalltooth sawfish), 5961 nucleotides long. It is a transcript of the gene pde4ba, whose product is annotated as phosphodiesterase 4B, cAMP-specific a. Gene Ontology annotation, cellular component: perinuclear region of cytoplasm; cytosol; nucleus. Gene Ontology annotation, molecular function: 3',5'-cyclic-AMP phosphodiesterase activity; transmembrane transporter binding. The record is from RefSeq and is a predicted model, not a curated record. NCBI's taxonomy places the organism in Eukaryota, Metazoa, Chordata, Chondrichthyes, Rhinopristiformes, Pristidae. Gene Ontology annotation, biological process: signal transduction. The transcript has 18 exons. The coding region runs from base 612 to 2843 and encodes 743 amino acids.